Geodia barretti is the source of this 756-nucleotide messenger RNA. NCBI's taxonomy places the organism in Eukaryota, Metazoa, Porifera, Demospongiae, Tetractinellida, Geodiidae. The record is from the annotation of a GenBank genome assembly.
GUGCCUGCAAGUCACCCGCGGGCGGAGUCCCUGCGGAUAAGGGAGCUGCUGGUGGACGGAUACAGCACCGGCCUGGUCGCCAGGGAGGGACUCCUGGCCCACGGCCGGGGCGAGGCAUUUGACUACCUUCUGGGGGAGCAGACCGCGGGGUUUGCGAGGCGGGCGAUACGGGCGGCGGCUGCGGCAAUGCUUCUUGCGGCCUCGCCGGUGAUCUCGGUCAACGGAAACACGGCGGCCCUGUGCCCGCAGGAGAUGCUGCGGCUUGCCCGGUCAUCAGGCUCGAUGAUCGAGGUGAAUCUGUUUUAUGCCUCCGAGGAGAGGAGGAGAAGCAUCGCGCGGGUGCUAAAGGAGUGCGGCUCUGACACGGUGCUGGGGCUUGAUCCUGCGUCACGGGGAAGCCUUCCCGGCAUCGACUCGGCCCGGAGGGUGGCCGACACGGGCGGUAUCCUGGCUGCGGAUCUGGUGGUGGUGCCGCUGGAGGAUGGGGACCGAACCCGGGCCCUGAAGGCGGCAGGCAAGACCGUUGUCGCCUUUGAUCUCAACCCGUUCUCUAGAACCGCCGGCGAUGCGGACAUCACAAUAGUGGACAACGUGGUACGGGCAAUGGGACUCCUGGCAGACCGCUGCCGGGAUCUCUCGGCUGCGGAUCGGCUGUCGCUGGAGGGAAUCCUACGGGACUACGACAACGGCCGGGUGCUCUCUGAGGCCAUGUUACAUAUGGAGAGCAACCUGAGGGAGAGGGCCCGUCUUGCAUAA